AUGGCUCCUUCAGCUGCAACAUUUUACAUUCCACUACCUGAGCACAUUUCGCAUUUUCCUGGAGAUCUUAGUGUCCUACCUCUUGAACUGCUUUGGUUGGUCUUUGAUAAAAUUCUCAAGGACAGCCCUCGUCUAACCCACGGUGCUCUUUGCUCUAUUCGAAAAUUAGCGCACACGAACAAGCAAGCAGCAGCGCAUAUCGAUUCAUAUCAACACAAUGGCAAUCAUAUUGACAGUGCUGUUCGCGACGUUCGUUGGUGGACCUACAGUACUGCAGAGGGUACAAUGAAUGAAAACAACACACCCGUUUAUCCAAUCACCAGUAACGAGUCUGAUGUUAUCACAGGAACGAUCCGAGACGAUUGUCCAGACUGCUUCAUGUGGCUGCGUACGGUUAUUCCAGACCUGGACGGCACUGGAGUGAAUGAGUAUGGCUGGAGCUUUCUUGCCAUUGCAGGGCAUCAUGCCUCCUUCAGGAUGCUCAAGUACUUCUUCACUGUGAGCCCGUACCACGACCCUUGCAUUCCACUGAUUUCUCGGGCAGCCAAUGUUGCGCGCCCGACUAUGACCACCAUGCGGAUGAUUACCGACCAGCACAAUGCGGAGUUCCUUAGAGCUCUUUUUGACUUUCUGGGACAUCGAAUUCGUGAGUUGAACCCAAAUACUGGCAAGCUAACCCGCGAGGAGACACUUUGUCUUUGCGCAUUUGUUACUCCCGCUUUCGCUGAACAGAUAGAGAAGAUCGGUGUGACACUAUACGAGACGCGAGAUGUUCUACCGUUUAACCGCAAUGCAUACCAUGCAGCUGUUCUUAACAGCACCGAGUUUCUAGAUUACUUGCAUGCAAAAUCGUCGCUCCCUAUUAACGCGCCUGAUGGUGGAGGUGAGACCCCCCUUCUCUGUGCAAUUCGUGCUAACCGACUAGACUCUGUUCUAUGGCUCAAUGAGCAUGGUGCUAAACAAGACUGCAAAGGCUGGUCCAGACUGACAGCAGCUCAUAUUGCCGUCAGGUUGACCUCCGAGGAAAGCGAGAAGAUGCUGGAGGCUGUUAUUCCUGCUCCUACAUCUGAUUCUGAGGCAAUCGACCCCAGCGCUUGUGGCACUAUGCUCAGAGCUCUAGUGGAAGGUCUGAGAGAAACCAUUCAAGACGAGGGGGCCCAUAUAAAUACUAACGGACAGGAAUGCGUUGCAUUCAAGCAGAUGCAUGAAGAGCGAGCUAUCAGGAAGUGUAAAUUGAUCUUGGAUGCGGCUUCAACUGCCCAUGAUCUUUCGUCCCGCUUCGCAAAUAUGGAGGUGAGUUUCAGAAACUUUCAUCGCUCCGGUCUUCAACAAUUUAACCAGGCGAGAGAAAUGGCCGUGAGCCUUGAAUUUGGAAGACUGGCGGAGGUUAUUCGAAGCACUUCUGGUACCCAGUCGAGCCCGACUUUUGUCCCCUAG
This is a messenger RNA of Penicillium pulvis, 1437 nucleotides long. RefSeq lists its product as uncharacterized. Gene Ontology annotation, molecular function: protein binding. NCBI's taxonomy places the organism in Eukaryota, Fungi, Ascomycota, Eurotiomycetes, Eurotiales, Aspergillaceae. The record is from RefSeq and is a predicted model, not a curated record. The transcript has a single exon. Bases 1 to 1437 code for a protein of 478 amino acids.